This is a messenger RNA of Tetrahymena thermophila SB210, 3069 nucleotides long. RefSeq names its product calcium-translocating P-type ATPase, PMCA-type protein. The transcript has a single exon. Gene Ontology annotation, biological process: calcium ion transmembrane transport. Gene Ontology annotation, cellular component: membrane; intracellular membrane-bounded organelle. NCBI's taxonomy places the organism in Eukaryota, Ciliophora, Oligohymenophorea, Hymenostomatida, Tetrahymenidae. Gene Ontology annotation, molecular function: ATP hydrolysis activity; P-type calcium transporter activity; ATP binding. The record is from RefSeq and is a predicted model, not a curated record.
AUGUCUGAAGUUAAUUAACCUUUACUCAAUUAAGAUCGUGGUUAGAUAUCUUCUUCCCAUAGAUAUCCCAUUAAAAAGGAGGAAUUAAGCGAUUUUUUCUAAUUUGAUAACAUUAGAGAUGGGUCAUCACUUUAAAAGAUUGAAAAGCUUGGAUCAAUUAAUGGUCUUAGUUAAGCUUUAAAAACUGACUUAAAACAAGGUAUAGCUAAUGAAUCUAUUGUAGAAAGAAUCUAAACCUAUGGAGCAAACGAAAGAAUUGAAAAGCAGCCAAAAACAUUUUUCGAGUUAGUAGUUGAGUGCUUAGAAGAUGAUACUUUAAGACUCUUAUGCGGAGCUUCCUUUGUAUCCUUAGUGAUUGGCUGCAUCAGGGAAGGCUUAGCUGAAGGAUGGAUUGAUGGUAUAGGCAUAUUUAUAGCUGUGUUUAUUAUUGUUACAAUUACAUCAGUAAACAAUUACAUGAAAGAAUAGUAAUUUAGGAGAUUAAAUUAAAUUGUUGCGUAAAGGAGCGUGGCUGUUAUCAGAAAUGGAGAGAUUUCCCAUAUAUCUAUAUAUUCUCUGCUGGUAGGUGAUAUAAUGCUCUUUGAAACAGGAGAAGUGUUUCCUGUUGAUGGAAUUCUCGUAAAAAGCAAUAAUUUAGUAUGUGAUGAAUCAAGCAUCACAGGAGAAUCAGAUCCAAUCAAAAAGUAUCCCAUAGGAAUAUAAGAUUGCAAUCCUGCUCCUUUCCUCAUUUCUGGAUCAUAAGUAACAGAAGGUAGUGGAGAAAUGAUAGUCCUUGCAGUCGGAUAGUCGAGUACAAUUGGCAAGCAAUAAGCUUUGAUGAAUGAAGAGGAAGAAGAAGAAAAGAGGACACCAUUGCAAUAUAAAUUAGAUGUUUUUGUAGAAUAAUUAGGUAGUAUUGGUUUUAAAUGGGCUAUUCUAACUUUCUUUGUAAUGUUUGCUAAUUUGAUGUACACCAUUUAUUCUAGCAACGACCCAAAUGUUAAACUAUUCUCUCUUGAUACUGUGUCAGAAAUAUUAGACUAUUUUAUUGUUGGUAUUACAGUUGUCGUUAUAGCUGUCCCUGAAGGCCUACCAUUAGCAGUUACUUUAUCACUUGCUUAUGCUGUUAGCAGAAUGAUGGUAGAAAAUAAUUUAGUAAGAAAUCUCAUUUCUUGUGAAAUUAUGGGAGGAGCUGAUACCAUUUGUAGUGAUAAAACAGGAACUUUAACAGAAAAUUAAAUGAAAGUCAAAAAACUGUAUGCUUUAGACUAAACCUACACAGAUUUUGAGAGACAGUAAUUUGAUUCUAAAUUCCUUAAUUUAUUAACAGAAGGCAUAUGUGUUAAUACUAAUGCUCAUAUUUCAUAUGAAAAAUAUGGUAUAGUUUAGAAUGGAAAUAAGACUGAAUGUGCUCUCCUUGAGCUAGCUAUGGAUUUGAAUGUCUCUUAUACUGAUUUCAGACCUUCAGAUAACAUCAUUAAAAUUAUUCCAUUUUCAUCAAGUAGGAAAAGAAUGAGUACAGUCUAUAUCCCAAAAGAUAAUAAUAACAUAGUACGUGUAUACUCGAAAGGUGCACCAGAAAUUAUGUUUUAAUACUGUAAUAGAUACAUGACUAAAAAUGGGUAAGUUGAACAGAUUGAUUAAACCUUCUUAAAAAAGUUGUCAGAAGUAUAAAACCAAUUUGCAAACGAUUGCUUGAGAACACUACUUCUUACUUAUAAUGAAUUACCUUCUUUAAAUGCAAAUUAAUUAUCAAAAGAAGAGGAGUUAGAAAAGAAUUUGAUUGUUUUGGGUAUGAUUGGAAUUUAAGAUCCUCUAAGGAAAGGUAUUCGCUAAUCUGUAGCUGUUUGCACUGAGGCAGGAGUAACUGUGAGAAUGGUUACUGGAGAUAAUUUAAAUACAGCAGUCGCUAUUGCUAAGGAAGCUGGUAUAAUAAGCUAAGAUUAUGUUCCUAGAGCUAAUGACUAUACUGUUAUGGAAGGAAAGUAAUUUAGAGAAAAAGUAGGAGGAUUAUAGUAAAUUAAAGGAGAUUAAGGAUAAAUAGUGAGAUAUGAGGUAGGUAAUAUGCCAGCUUUCAAAGAAGUUAGCAAGUAAUUGAGAGUAUUAGCAAGAAGUGCUCCUGAAGAUAAAUUCUUGUUAGUUACAGGACUUUAAAAGUGUGAUUCUAUUGUUGCAGUUACUGGAGAUGGUACUAAUGAUGCUCCUGCUCUCAAAAAAGCAGAUAUUGGCUUUGCUAUGGGUAUUACAGGUACUGAGGUUGCAAAAGAAGCUGCUGGUAUUAUAUUGCUUGAUGAUAACUUCUCAAGUACUGUUACAGCAAUUAAAUGGGGUAGAAAUAUUUUUGACUGUAUCAGAAAAUUCUUAUGUUUCUAAUUAACUAUAAAUGUUGUUGCCUUGUUUAUGGCCUUUUUGGGAGGUGCUACUGUGAGAGAAUCUCCAUUGAAUACAAUUCAAAUUUUAUGGGUAAACUUAAUGUAAGAUACUAUGGCUGCCUUAGCACUUGCUACCGAACCUCCUUCUGAAGAAUUGCUUAAAAGAAAACCUGUUAAGCGUACUGAAGUUGUUAUUACUCCAUCAAUGUGGAAGUUCAUUUUACUUCAAAGUAUCUAUUAAAUAUUUGUCUUGAUAAUUGUUUUGUUCUAUGGAGAUUUGAUAUUUGGAGUUGAAUAUGGUAUUAACAAUAAGACCUGGACUGAAUAAAAUGGUAUUCAUCUUACUAUGUUCUUUAACAUAUUUGUUUUCUUGUCUGUUUUUAAUGAAGUUAAUUGUAGAAAACUCAAGGCAUCAGAAGUAAAUGUAUUUGAAAAUUUCUUCAAUAAUCCUCUUUUCAUUUUUAUUAUUGUUUCUACAAUUGGAAUCUAAAUGCUUAUGGUAGAAUAUGGCGGCAGAGCUGCUAAAUGUUCCCCUUUAACUUUGUAACAAAACCUCAUUUGUGUUGCCAUCGGAGCUUCUUCUGUAGCUGCAGGUAUUUUGAUUAAACUUUUACCUCCUUCUGUUGAUGAAUUCUUAAGCUGCACAAACCCAUUCAAAGAGAGAACUUAAGCUGUUGAAGAAGAAGAACCUCAAGGUGAUUAGAAAAAAACAUAAUGA